Girardinichthys multiradiatus is the source of this 4062-nucleotide messenger RNA. Its product is annotated as matrix remodeling-associated protein 8-like. Gene Ontology annotation, biological process: establishment of glial blood-brain barrier; cell adhesion. NCBI's taxonomy places the organism in Eukaryota, Metazoa, Chordata, Actinopteri, Cyprinodontiformes, Goodeidae. The record is from RefSeq and is a predicted model, not a curated record. The transcript has 10 exons. Bases 100 to 1386 code for a protein of 428 amino acids. Gene Ontology annotation, cellular component: membrane; cell surface.
AACUCAGCUGCAGCUUUGGAAACAUUUCUGUAUUCUAACAACUGAUGUGCACAACACCGCAUCUGAUAGACCCACAUAUCUCCUAGAAGUGUUGAGAGGAUGCACCUCGAUAUGAAUCUCCUGCAGAUUCUUGCUGUGCUCUUCCUGCCAAGAGCUUGGUGUCAGAGCAGCAGGAUUGGGGGUGGUGUGGUGGAGACCAAGAAUAUUACCCUCCCUGCAGGUUCUAGAGCUGUCCUGCCCUGCCACAGCCCCCGCAUGGUGUGGACCCGGGACCAACUGAAGGACCGUCAGAGGGCAGUGCACUGGGACGUUGUCCACAGCAGCCCCGGAUUUUCAGGGGAACGAAUUUUGGACAUGUCACCUGGAGCUCGACAGAGGGUUUACAAUGGCUUCAAUAAGGGACGCAUUUCCAUCCCAGACUUUGCCUUCACUGAUGGAAAUUUCUCGCUUGUCAUCAACAAUGUAGUAUCAAGUGACAAAGGACUUUAUACUUGUAACUUGCACCACCAUUAUUGUCAGAUUGACGAGUCCAUUCAGAUCCAGCUCAAUGUCACUAAAUCAGUUCGGAAAGAGAAACGCUACUGGGAUGGAGAGAAGACUGUGUUUGUGGUCCUGUUGGGCAGCUCAGUUGUGCUGCCCUGUGUGAACCGGCGGGCCCUGUGGAGAGAUGGUCUCCAGGAGGACCAGCAGCAGGUGGCCCACUGGGACUUCCAGCCCCCUGGGGUACGUCCCAACAAGGCUGACCGACUGGUGGACCUCUACGCCUCUGGAGAGCGAAGGGAUUAUGGGCCUCUGUUUGCCCAGAGCAAGAUGAGCGUGGCGGAGGACGCUUUCACGUUCGGGGACUUCUCACUUUCCAUCUCUGACCUGAAGCCUGCAGAUAAAGGCCUGUACUCCUGCCACUUGCACCACCACUAUUGUGGUCUGCAUGAGAGGCGCAUCUUCAGGCUCACCGUGACACCUCCACUUCUGCGCGAACCCACAACAUCUCCUAGAGUCUUCUUGAAUGAUGAGCUAGAACCAAAGACAGAGAGGGUCUCAACAGAUAAAGAUAAUCCACGUGUGGUAAAUUUCUUCCUCCCUGAACAACGAGGUUAUUUCGUGCAGCAUCUGGGCUACUUCCUGGCAACCUUCCUGCUGCUGGCGUUCAUUGUCUUCGCUGUCAUCGUGUUGACUAGGCGACGAAAAAAGAGAGGGCUGGAGUAUGAAACGGGUAGAUCUGUUGGGGGCAAUGUGAUCAGUGGUGGUGAAAUAGAAUUAGAUUGCACAGAGAUGAGGACUUGCAAUCAAGACCCUUUGAAUUCAGAAUACAAAAACAACCUAAUGAAAGAAAGAGAUAUGGUUAAAGAGUGCAAUAAGGAAUUCGAUGGGAAGAUGUGGAAGUGAGUGUGAUAUUUCUGAUUUGCUGCUGGCAGGUCCAGGGCAUUCAACGGAGGCGUAAAGAACAGAAAAAACAAAGAAGGAAAAAAUGUAAUAAUAAUACAGGAAAUCCAGGAGAAAAGACAGGAGGAUUACUCCCUCUGGUGUACCAUGAGCAAAACUUUUUCACUUGAAGAAUUUACUUUUUCUUUUCAACAUUUUCUUUUUCUUUUAUAUGUAUAACUUUCAUCAGCAAAACUAUAUGGUUACAUGAUUUUGUCCAUAUAUUUUCUUUACUGUUGUUUAAAAGCAUUAAGUUUAUUGAGAUUUGUUCUUAAUGUUAAUGUUUUACACAAAUUUAGUUUUACUGUAAUCUGUAAAACAUAAUUGAAGAUAUUUCAAAGGUCAGUUUAGGAUAAAAACACACUUAAAUCAGUGAUGGAUCUUAAUAUAGGCAUUAUGGUUCUCGGCCCAGGGUGGGAUCUUGUUGGGAGUAGACUCUGUGGACUGUGGCGUGUCUGUCAGUUCCACCUGAAUGAGCUUUCUAUUGCAUAUUUCCUUGUCCGGUCCACUGGGGAAUGGGCGCCUCACUGUGUUGUGAAGGCACGCCUGCCCCCAUUGGUUCACCUAUGGAGGCCAAAGUCAACCACAACUCUAAUUUCAUCGAAAGGCAGUCAUUUACUUUUAAAAUUUCCUAAAUGGGCUCAUAUAGUUUUACAUAUACAUGUUUUCGGUAUCUAGUAGCUACAAAAUAAUGAUAUGCAAAUCUGUGCAUUACAAGGGUGAAUUAGCUUAGUCUAGACUCUGGAAUGACAGUGUUUUAGGACAGAGUUCAAGGUAUGGCUGUGCAGUAUAAAAUGCAGUUCUGGGGUAUAGUAAAUAUAAUCCCUUAAAAUCUGCACCCGGCCACCUUUGUCGAAUGUCUCCCCCUCUCUUUGCCCUCUUUCCUGUCUACCUACUGUCGAAAAAUGAAAAAUAAACGCCUCUAGGGCAGCAAAAAAAUAUUAAAAUCCGGGGGUUUUAUUAUGUGGGUUAAAGUGUAGCGGGGUUGGGUGCACAUGGAGAAGUUAACCCAGGAAACCAUUCAUGGUUGGAAACUGCUUCCUAACUGCAUUUCUUUUAAUGGACUAAAAAACCCAAGCUUAUUUCCUCAACUGUGGCAUCCCAUUUAAAGGUUUUCUUGAAAAGAAAAAACUCCCACCAUUGACUUUUGCUCACGGCGAACAUUGUCAAUUUGUCAGGUAAAAUAAUAUUUUGAUAACAUCAUAGUAUAAGGGCUCAGUCAUUGGAAACUCAGAAAAUAUCUGAAUAUUCCAUUAAAAGACUUAACUGUACUUGUUUGCAUUAAUUAUGUACAUUGUAAUAUCCUGGUUAGUAAAUCACUGAAUUUUUGUUAAGGUAACCUGCAUGUCAAACAUACAUAUGUUAUCAACUACGUGGCUUCUGUCAGGUAUUAGUAGUCGGUUAUUGUACAUCACAAACUGUAGCCCAGCCUCUCACUUAUUUGCAAACUUCAGUGCCUGUCUCUCUUAAUUAAAGAUUUUUUCUCAUUGCAAAUACAUCUGUGGCUGGAUUACUAAAUGGUGCUUGGAAAAAGAUUUUACCGUGUUUAAAUGAUAAAUUUGAACCCUUUGGUCAUUAAAAUGUUUUCAGAUGUAUCAAAAAUAUGACAAUAUAAUCAAACUCAUUUGAGUAAUUCGAUUAAAAAGCUUAUUUAUUUUUUUCUCAUAAAUUAUUUUGUUUUAUUAUACACAAAAUGAUACAUUUAAAAAGCUUAUUUCUUUUAAUUAUGAUGAUUAUGGCCUACAAAUACAAGUUUUUCAGAAAAUCUGAUUUUUUUCAUAAAACCAAUAGAAACAAUUAGAUUCUUACAGAAAUCUAAUUGCUACACAAUCAUGGGAAAUCUGCUGACUUCAAAAUAUUCCAGCAUACUAUUAUUGACACCCUACAGAAGGAGGAAAAGCCGCAAAAACUGGAAAGUUGAGGAGAAGGAAAAAUGGGGUAGAAAAAUUUCCACAAGCGACAGACAAUAGGACAAAGCCCACCUGCUGAAUUUUAAGGAGAUUCACAAGGCGUCAACUGUUCAAGGCGUUCAAGAGAAAUGCACAUGCAGCGAGAUAUCCAGGACAUGGGCUAUCACAGUUACAUUCCUUGUGCUACUCCUGAACCAGAGACAAAGUCAGAACCUUCCUACCUGGGCUAACUAGAAAAAAGACAGGACUGUUGCUUCGUGGUCCAAAAUAUUUUUUUAAAGAAAUUAAAUAUAGCAUUUCAUUUGGAAUAUAAAGUUCCAGAGUCUGAAAGAAAAGUGCAAAAGCACAGAACCCAAGUUGAGUGCCAUGUCAGUUGCAGGUGCUGGCCUGCAACUGAUGAUAAAGAUGAUAAUACACAAGCACAAAAUUAAUAUUUCUUAAAGGAAUAAUUGAGAAUAUUUGAAGAGAGGUUAUGUGAAAAGUUUAUAAUCAGUUCUACUGUGUUUUAUCAAGCCCAAAGACCACAGUAGUAGGACAUUUUUGUCUGAUAAACUCAAUAGAGAUGCUGUUUUCAUUUUCCAGGAGGACUUGGUACUUGCCCACACUGCUAAAACUAAAAUUGUUUUGGGUUUGUCAUCUGUGAGCACUAAUCAUUAAAAUUAUAUGAACACUUGAAAUGUAUCAGUGUAAUGAAUCUAUAUGAUUUGAAUAAAAAUACAAAAGAAAUUCA